UUGUAUCAAAGAAGAUGUACAAAUGUGCAAAUUUUAAGUAUUUGUGCAAGACAAGGUCGUUGAAUGUUUCUAUGGAGUGCUUUUAUAGAUAUGAGUUUCAAGUAAUAUUUUCAAGUCAUAGAUUGUAGCAAUGCUAUUUGAAGGCAGACAUUCUGACUGAUCAACAGAUACGGUUCAUGGGUGCAGUCCCAGAUUUUCUUUCUGGGAACUCUUGUAACUUAACAUUGAGAAUUUUAUGAACUUCAGCGCCGUGUCGUUCAACAAUAUAGCUCUUUGACAUAAACCAAGUUUUGACAUGAACCCUUCAAUUAUGUAUUAGACCCAAAUUGUUUUUAAAAUGUCUUCUGCAUCUCCAGGCAACGCGGGUAGCAGGUUAUUUCAAUUCAUCAUUUAACUUCAAUAAAUUGCAUCACAAUUGAAAUGUUGCCACCAGCAUCUUGGUGAUGAAUUCAUCAAUAAUUCAUUCUGUGUAGCUUGGAUUUUCGCAAAUGACAAAAACUUUGAAGACUGACAUGUCAAAUUUUGAUCGACACACUUGCUGCUAGAAAUUUGAAAUUUCAAAGCAAGUUGAGGUACAGAGUCUGGUGUCAUGGCCGGAAAGAAGAACAUACUUGCUUUGGCUUUGCUCUUUGUCGCUUCAUUUGUAGAGAUAUUACAAGCCAACCCACUGGCAGAUAUCCUGCCUGGCUGCUUGAACACGUUAUCUGGGAGCAGUGGGACGUUCCACUCGCAAAACUACCCAAGCAAUUACCUAAACAACCAGAAAUGCGGUUGGAUUCUUGAAGCAGCUGGGAACACAGCAGACAUCAAAGUCACCUUCCACGACUUCCAACUCGAGCCAAGCAAAAGGUGCUCCUCCUACGAUCACGUGUUUAUUUACACGCAAACCAUUGGCUCAAGUGUAUGGACCCAAAUGAUACCGUUUGAUGGCUACUGUGGUACUCUUACCAUUCCGCCAAAGUUUGAAAGCUGUAAACGUAUGCUGAUAAAGUUUGUGUCUGACAACGACAACCCGUUCAAAGGGUUUAACGCAAGCUACACUAUCAAAGUCACUCAAGAUACGCCAAGAAUCCAAUGUCUAGGAAAACUAGGAGACAGUAAAUGCAACCAAACGGUACAUUCAACCGAGAAGGAGACACUGAAAGUGGCUUGUAAUGCAACUGCGAUUCCGCCUCCUACUUUUGAGUGGUUCAUGGAAAAUUCAACCGGAUCCGGAUUCUUUGUAAAAAUUCCAAGUACCGGUAUCAAGUACCAUGCUGCUGUGAAUGGCAUAUUGACUAUAAAAGAUGUAGCAAUGUCUGAUGCCAAAGAUUACCAAUGCAAAGCCAUUAACAAACUUGGAACCACCGUGGCCCCGUUUAGUUUGAAAGUACAAGAGAAAUGCUCCUGCCCAAAAUCAAUCACGACGAACUCCUAUGAUUAUGCACCCUACUCGAGAUAUGUUAAAAGUGGUGACCAGUACGGUGGGAUAUUUUUUAUCAUAUUGGACAAAAUGAUAAAAGACUGUUGUGGGUCCUGUUCUCGUGGACACGGGUCUUCAGAUAUUAUUUGGGAAAAGCCUGCAGAUUUGAAGAAAAAGUCGAUGUCAAAAAUGAAAGAGCAGCUUGAAAUUGGAUCAUUUGAUCUCAGUUUUCCAAUUGAAGGGUCGAAAACCAGUGAAUACUACAGCUCAAGCCAUUUGUUUAUUCCAAUUGUCGACUCACCUGGGUAUGCACUUUUGGUUAAGAGCAACAAUGACGGUCAAGCAAGCGUCAUUUUUGAUUCGAUUCUCAAUGGCUGGCCAAUCCUUGUUCUCACCGUCGUAAUGGCAGUUCUGGCCGGAAUGAUUAUGUGGAUGCUUGAUACAUACUGGAACGAAGAACAGUUCCCACGUUCCUUUACUGAGGGAAUCAUCGAGGGGUUUUGGUGGGCGUUCGUUACAAUGACAACUGUGGGAUAUGGAGACAUUGCCCCCGUCGGUGUGCCUGGUCGACUGUUUGCUAUAAUGUGGGUUCUCACUGGAUUGAUAAUCAUAUCAAUUUUUACCGGGGUCAUCACCACUGCACUUACCGUCAACAGUCUUUCGACCAGCGUCAACAUGUACGGAACAAAGGUUGGUGUGCUUAAUGAUUCAGGAGAGUUUAAUUAUGCUGUGAGGAAGAACGCAAAUGUCAGCAGCUACGUGAGCGCAGAACUUCUAAGCCAAGCUCUGUACAGAACCAAUAUUAAAGCAGUUCUCCUUGACUCUUAUGUUGCUGCUCAGCCACCGAAGUAUUUUCCGAAAACAAAAGCAAGAGUUAACAAAAUUUUUAAGACUACAAAAGCAUAUGGAUUUGUUCCUGGACAAACCCUCACCGCAGAUGAUACCUUGAUAAAAUGUUUUAGAAAUUAUGUGGAGCAAAACAAACAGUAUAUUUCAACAGCUGUGGAAAACACAACUCAAACACUAGAGGAGGAAAGCACAAGCGCAGCAGUUGACAACACAAAAGGCUUGUUUGAUCCGAAAAGCUCGCUCUUCCUCAAUGCGGUCAUAAUAUCUUCAGUGCUUCUUGUGGUCUUUUCCAUUCUUGGGUUGCUGUUCGAGUACUGCUAUCUGAAGCCGAAAAAGAUCAUGCUCUUAGCUGCAAGAAAUCUGGAGAUGGUCGAGACGCCGGAAAUAAAAGAAAUGGCCUUGAGAGCUCAAAAGAUGAAAGAGGUGUUGCUUUCUGAAAUAAAAGAGUUUCAUGAGCGGUGGAAGGAAAAUGUCGUUGAACUGCGACAAAAGCACCAAGUACAGCAGAAAGAUUUCCUCAAAAACGGUCCAAAGAAAGACACAGUGCCACAAGGCAACGAGGCUUUUGAGAUGGAUGAGCAGUCACCAUCGCCAAGAGCCGGAUCCUCUGUCGCUUUCGUAAACGAGAAGUCAGACAAGUUCUAAAAGACACUUUAGCUUCAUACCUUUUUAGUUUAUGCACGCAGUUUUUAUUUGUUUCAAGAACUCAAAGAGAAGUAGGAGGUAGGAAGUUUCGAUUUUUUUGUAGAAGGACAAUGGCUAUGUCUAACUGAGCAUGUAGACUUGGCAUUCGUUUCUAUGACUCAGUGCGGCAUAUCCCUCUCCAAAGCCCAACUUCACUGGUUUGCCAUCCUUCAGAAUA
Molecule: messenger RNA, 3113 nt
Organism: Rhopilema esculentum
Lineage: Eukaryota; Metazoa; Cnidaria; Scyphozoa; Rhizostomeae; Rhizostomatidae
Cellular component (GO): membrane
Molecular function (GO): ligand-gated monoatomic ion channel activity
Source: RefSeq, a predicted model, not a curated record